Molecule: messenger RNA, 1572 nt
Organism: Seriola dumerili (greater amberjack)
Lineage: Eukaryota; Metazoa; Chordata; Actinopteri; Carangiformes; Carangidae
Gene: hoxb3a
Product: homeobox protein Hox-B3a
Exons: 2
Coding region: 1-1455 (484 amino acids)
Biological process (GO): regulation of transcription by RNA polymerase II
Cellular component (GO): nucleus
Molecular function (GO): RNA polymerase II cis-regulatory region sequence-specific DNA binding; DNA-binding transcription factor activity, RNA polymerase II-specific
Source: RefSeq, a predicted model, not a curated record
AUGCAGAAGACAACAUACUACGACAACUCCUCGACGCUUUUCGGUGGCUACUCGUCGUACCAGGUGCAGGGGGCGGCAGCGGCGGCAGCGGCAGCAGCCGCCAACGGCUUUGGGGGCUACGAUGCCCCGGUCCCAGUGUCCCACCACCAGCCGGCCUUCCAGUCGGCGACCCAUCUGGAUGUGGAUUCGUACCAGCGCUCUGCCUGCUCGUUACAGUCGCUGGGCAGUAACAGUGGCCACCAGCAGCAGCAGCAGCUAGCCAAGACCAAGGAGCUGAAUGGCAGCUGCAUGCGGCCCAGCCUGCCACCUGAGCACCACCCCGGCUCCCAGGUGUCCCCCCCACUGCCCCCCAACCCCAGCAGCGGUAGUACAGGGGCUCAGCAGCCAGGGGGCAGUAAUGGGGCCUCCUCAGCCUCUAAAUCAGCCCCCAAUAAGUCAUCUAAUUCCUCCUCCUCCACAUCAUCCUCCUCCUCCUCACUGCCCCCCAACCCGACCUUGGCCAAGCAGAUCUUCCCCUGGAUGAAAGAGUGUCGUCAGACGACCAAGCAGAAAAACUGUUCACCGAGCAACAACUCUGGCAACGCCUCAGGAGGAGCUGAGAGCGGGAGCAGCGGGGAGAAGAGUCCUACCAGUGGGUCGUCGGCGUCGUCUAAGCGGGCUCGUACGGCGUACACCAGCGCCCAGCUGGUGGAGCUGGAGAAAGAGUUCCACUUCAACCGGUACCUGUGCCGGCCACGGCGUGUGGAGAUGGCCAACCUGCUCAACUUGUCUGAACGCCAGAUCAAGAUCUGGUUCCAGAAUCGGCGUAUGAAGUACAAGAAGGACCAGAAGUCCAAGGGCCUGAGCUCCAGCUCUGGAGGGCCCUCACCCACCGGCUCCCCGCCCCUGCCCAUGCAGUCUUCAGCCAGCUUCCUCAACUCAAUACACUCCAUGGGAGGGGGAGGCGGGGGAGGAGGGGCCGGGUACGAUGCCCCAUCUCCACCAUCUUUUGGAAAGCCCCACCAGGGAGUGUCUUACUCCAUGUCCACUGCCUAUUCCAAUGUCCCCAUGAAGGGCUGCCCCUCCCAGCAGAAGUAUGGCGCCCCAGAUCCGGACUAUGGUGACCCCCAUCCCCACCACGGUCUCGUACAGGCCAACAGCGCUGGCUACGGGACUCCCACCAACAUGCAGGCCAGUCCAGUCUACGUGGGGGGUGGCAGCUACGUGGAACCCAUGCCAGGCUCGGGGCCCUCCAUUUACGGGCUAAACCACCUUGGCCCCACGCCACCCCACCACCAAACUAUGGACUACAAUGGCGCAGGGCCCAUGUCGGCCGCCAACCAGCACCAUGUGGGUGGAGGGGGCCCCCCAGGUACCUGUGACCCGCCCACACACCCGACGUACACUGAGCUGUCAGCGCACCACACCUCGACUCAGGGCAGAAUCCAGGAAGCACCCAAGCUCACUCACCUGUAGCAGGUUUGGAACAAAAUGACAACGUAGAACAUAGUGAAGACGACACAGAACAAGUAACAUGACGCGACUCACUAACAGACUAGCUAAGAUGUGUGGACUCCACCGCUACUGCUGCAA